AUGCGGGUUGGGAAUGGUCUUACUUGUAGGUUCUGGACGGACAACUGGUCUCCUUUUGGACGGCUCUCGACCUUCCUCUCCGAUACUGCAACCUCAAGACUUGGAAUUCGCCAACAGUCUACUCUUUCUCAGCUGUACAACCGGGGCACAUGGAUGCUACCAAACCCCAGAUCAGAUACUCAACUAUCUCUCCAUAUCUUCCUCACUACGCUAUCCUUAUCUAACUUUGAUGACCACUACGAAUGGGAACUAGAUGGGAAGACCUAUACACGCUACUCUACUGGGCAAGUCUAUCGAGCUAUCACUAUGCAAUCGCCUUUGGUUCCUUGGAGAGAAGUCGUCUGGUUCUCCGGGAGCAUUCCAAAACACAGUUUCCUCACUUGGCUUUUGGUUCAGAAUCGGUGUCCCACACGAGAUCGUAUCCUGGGAUGGGGGCUUCAAACGGAUCCAUUAUGCCUCCUCUGUGGCUCUUCACCUGAGUCUAGGGACCAUAUCUGGUUUGACUGCGGAUUCGCUUGGUCCAUCUGGGAAAACAUAGCAAGUCGAUGUGGGAUCUCUCCCCUGAGAUCUUGGGAGGCAUCGCUACACCAUUUGCAGGGGAUGAACGGGGAUAAAGCUCGCCGGCGAUUAACCCUUCUUGCUUGGCAGUGUUCCCUUUACUUGAUUUGGGCGGAGAGGAACAAUCGACUCCACCGUUGCUCUUUCCGAUCAGUGGAUGAUCUCCUCCGACAAAUUGAUACAACUAUCAGAAAUCGGAUUGCCUCGUACAGAGAUUCGAAUUCUUCUAUUGCUUCGCUUAUGCUGCAACAUUGGUUCUCCUCUGCUUGA
Messenger RNA from Capsella rubella, 828 nucleotides. RefSeq lists its product as uncharacterized. NCBI's taxonomy places the organism in Eukaryota, Viridiplantae, Streptophyta, Magnoliopsida, Brassicales, Brassicaceae. The transcript has a single exon. The coding region runs from base 1 to 828 and encodes 275 amino acids. The record is from RefSeq and is a predicted model, not a curated record.